AACAUAAUGACUAAUAAAAAUUAAUUUUUUCUAAAAAAAUCUAUGGAACUCAUCUUGUAUCUAGGUAUCUGGCAUGUAUUAUUUUCUGCAAAGGUCAAGUAUAAUUUCAUAUUUGGUAGUCAUAUUGAUUGGUUUCAUACUUCAACUUAGUUAUAAUAUUUGCAAAGUUUUAGCAUAAAUCUCUAGUAUCGAAAUAUUACAUUCACAUUUAAGUUCACUGUGUAAACGAAUAAAAGAAAAUAUUUUGUUUUGCUGUUGAUAGUCCUGUAAAAUUCGAAAACCGGCAUGACUGUCAGCGGUAGUUAAUGGUCACACUUUCGUAAACAUUUGUUGAAUCAAAGAUAACAAAUAGUGUUAGUUAAACAUUGUUAAAUUUUUAAAUAGCUAUUCAACAAUGGAUACUAUAAACGAUACCACUGAACAUUUGGAUCGAUCUCUUCAAAUGUAUAAUCAAGAAAACGCUCACCGAAAAUCGUUUUUAAGGUUAAGCGGGAAAAGCACAACUCCCAGAAGAAUAUCAAUGCAAAACAGUAAUUAUUCUCGAAAGGAUUUAGAUGAUUCACAACAAUUAAAUGACAUUAAUAGUUCUAGAGUGUCGAAUAAAUCUUAUAUUAAUUCAAAGUUAAUGAAAGGUUAUGAUAUUUUGGACAUGGACAAUUCCUUAACGCUAGCACCUCAUGAAAUACGCGAUAUAAUGGCUGCAUCUGAAAAGAAUGAGCUUACUUUAAGGGAAAUGAUGGAAGACAGCAGUGCAACUGGAAUGAUUUUAAAGGCUAAAGAGCCAUGGAGGGAUGUCAUGUCUAAAUUAUAUUAUGACUUUUUACAUAGUAUGCAGAUGAAUUUUUCAGAGGCGCAAGUAUUUGAUACCAUUGCUGAUUUCAUACAGAAUUGCACAGACACUUUGGAUAUAAUGAGAGGUAUGCAAUCAAAAGUAGAAACCAUGGAGGUGUCAGAAGAAGAAGUUUCUUUAGAGAAUGAAAGAAAUACAUGGAGACUAGUUUACUGUCUAUAUCAAAAUCGAAUAAAUAGCCUUAACUUUCCCACUGCAAUGGAGGAGGAUUCAGAUGAAACCGUGUCUUACAUAUCUGAAAAAAUUGUAAUAGAUAACUUAUUUAAGACUGAAAGUUUCAUCAGAGAAUAUCAAUUAAUAAUUGAUUGGUUAGAAAAAAAUGCAUUAGAUCAAGCAGAUAAAUAUCCAUGUACAGAACACUUUACUGAUAAAACUCUUGCAUGGGAGAACACAGUUCGGCAAUUACUCACUUACAAGGAUAAAGAUUCAAUUCCAUUUCGUUCGAGUAGACCAUUAGUAUCGUCUUUAGAUCCAGAUGCUCCAAUCAGAGAAGGUAAACCUCUACAUGAUCUGGACAGAGAAGAUGAUGCAAGACUUGAAAAAAGAAUGUUCAUAGAGGUACGUUGUGGUCGACUUUCAAAGGCACAGGCACUAGCUGAGUACUGUGGACAACCAUGGAGAGCUGCUUGUUUAUUAGGCUGGAUACCUUAUCAUGAUCCUAAUUAUAAAAAUCCAUUGUCUGAUACUAAACUACCUAUUGAAGGAAAUCCAAAUAGAAGUCUUUGGAAAUUAUGUGCAUGGGACCUUUCCCAAGACAAACGCGUAGGUCAAUUUUAUCGUGCCAUUUAUGCCAGCCUUUGUGGAAAUGUCCAACAAAUGCUGCAGGUUGCAUCCUCUUGGCAGGAUGCAUUAUGGGCAUUUAUGAAGACACUGUUGGAUAUUAAAGUUGAAAGGGAAGUGAGGGAUUUGGUAAUUAAAAGCUUCACUAAUAUGCCCGAAGAUUAUUGGAAGAACGAAAUCUCUUUGGAACAUGUUUUUAAAGAACUCCAUGCGUCCAAAAACCCAGUUAUCCGUUCACAAUCGAACGCACCAGAUCAUUUGAUUCAAAAAUAUUUAAUUUUGGAUCAAAUACCUAAACUAAUGGAGGAAAUAGAGAAUGUGAUAGAUAUGAGGAUCUGUGAUCCUCACUUUUUGCGCUUCUUAGCUCACCUGAUAUUCUUUUUCCGACAAAUUGGGAAAAAUGUAAACGAUAAAGUUGGCGAUAAAGUUCUGAUGGCGUACGUUCACGUCUUAAUUGAAAUGGAUGAUCCAAUUUUAAUCGCUUUCUACACUGCCAUGUUGCCUCAGGAGUCUCAAAUAACGAAUUACGCCUGCUAUUUGGAGAAUAUAAAAGACUACGAACAGCGUAAGAAAUGUUUAACUGCCGCAGAGGAUGCGAAUUUGAACGUGGAAGCGAUUACAAAAUUAGUGGUAGAGCGUAUUCGUGCCAAAAAUGUGAACACUGACGAUACAGACUUGAAAGGCACAAUAACUGAUAAUGAUCUAGAAAAAAUCAAUGCAUUGGAUUGGUUAAUAUUUUAUCAAAGCCAACGAAAGGAAGCAUUAUGGCAAACUAACGCUCUUAUAAGAUAUUUCUUAAUGAAUGAAAAGAUUGAUGCUGCACGAAAGGCAUUUAAUAAGAUUCCAGCAGAUUCAAUUGAAUCUGUCAUGGCCGAGUAUCCAACAAUGGAGGGCACUAUAACUAAUCUUACCAUUUCGAAUAAUUUAUCAAGAAGAGCGUCUUCGGCGAUUCGAGAGUACCUUUGUUACAAAACUUACCUGGACGCUCAAGAGGGUUUUGCAGAGUGGUUCUCUCAUUAUCAUCAUGGGAAACCUACUCCAUUAGAAGAGUUACCUCCUUAUGCCACUUUCACCGAGAAGGUUGCAUACGAGCAUAAAAAAGCACAAUAUGAUACAGAAAUGGCGAGGUGGAAAUGCACGAUGCAACACCAUACAAAGGCUGUCAAACAAUUACUUUUUAAUGUGCUCUUGUUUCCCGAUGGUGGUUGGUUGGUCGACUCAAAUAACGGUAACGAUGAAUCUUAUACACCGGAAGAAGAGAUGCGAGAAGAGGAGAUGGAGAAGCUGAGGCAACUUUGUAUUCCAAAAAUUACGCUACUUCUUCAUUCGGUAAUGACUGAAAUGAACGAGCACGCUGGAUGCAUUCAGUUAGCGGAUAUCUUAGCCUCGGAGCAACAUCAACUUUACCAGGUGUUCCAGAAAAGCAGACUACGCGAAGUGUUUAAGAAAAUCUGCGAAUCAUCUCUUAUCCUGAUGGAUCAGAAGAAAGAUCCUUGGGGCUAUCCGAAAUGAACCUUUUAGGCAAAUUGUAGGUGAUAAUUGAAAGAAAUUUCGUACACAAUAAAAUUCGGAUUAUUGUGAAAGUACUAUCCCUACACAGUGCUGAGGGAUCUGGCUAAUUCGUAUGUUUCAGUAUUCGACUGUACAUGUAUUAGGUAUCUAUUGUUUACGGAUCGAAUCGUUGAUAGCACCCUGUACAAAAUCGCCUCUAUCUUUUUUAUAAAACCAGUUUAUUGUCAACCACAAGAAGUGAAUAUAAAAUUUGAUACAAUGUUCAAUAAUUCAUAAUCAUA
Nomia melanderi (Alkali bee) is the source of this 3423-nucleotide messenger RNA. It is a transcript of the gene Nup107, whose product is annotated as nuclear pore complex protein Nup107. Gene Ontology annotation, molecular function: structural constituent of nuclear pore. The record is from RefSeq and is a predicted model, not a curated record. NCBI's taxonomy places the organism in Eukaryota, Metazoa, Arthropoda, Insecta, Hymenoptera, Halictidae. Gene Ontology annotation, cellular component: nuclear pore; nuclear pore outer ring. Gene Ontology annotation, biological process: mRNA export from nucleus; post-transcriptional tethering of RNA polymerase II gene DNA at nuclear periphery; protein import into nucleus.